Messenger RNA from Cuscuta epithymum, 2232 nucleotides. The record is from the annotation of a GenBank genome assembly. Lineage: Eukaryota; Viridiplantae; Streptophyta; Magnoliopsida; Solanales; Convolvulaceae.
AAUGAUCCUAUUAGUCCAUGUGUUUUCAUUCAACGAUCCGAAUCAGGAUUCGCCAUAAUUGCAGUAUAUGUUGAUGAUUUGAAUAUAAUCGGAACUCCUAAUGAAAUUGAAAAUACUGCAAAAUAUCUCAUGAAAGAAUUUGAAAUGAAAGACCUUGGGAGAACAAAAUUUUGUCUCGGCAUUCAAAUUGAACAUUUGAGAAAUGGUAUUUUCAUCCACCAAUCAAAUUAUACCGAGAAACUUUUGAAGCGAUUUUACAUGGAUAAAGCACAUCCGCUCAAUUCUCCAAUGGUGGUUCGAUCUCUCAAUGUGCAUGAUGAUCCUUUCCGACCUUGUGAAGAUGAUGAAGAAAUCCUUGGUCCCGAAAUACCAUAUUUGAGUGCUAUUGGAGCAUUAAUGUAUUUGGCUAAUAAUACUCGACCAGAUAUUGCUUUUUCUGUAAAUUUAUUAGCCAGGUACAGUUCUUCCCCAACAAGAAGGCAUUGGAAUGGUGUCAAACAUAUAUUCCGAUAUCUCAAUGGUACAAUCGAUCUUGGAUUGUAUUUCAAGAAUGGUGCAAAUGCCACUUUAAUUGGCUACGCGGAUGCAGGAUACUUGUCUGAUCCACAAAAGGCAAAAUCACAAACAGGAUAUUUAUUCACCUAUGGUGAUACCGCUAUAUCAUGGAGAUCAAUGAAGCAAACAUUAACUGCAACAUCAUCAAAUCAUGCAGAAUUAAUUGCUCUUUAUGAAGCAGGUCGUGAGUGUGUCUGGUUGAGAUCAAUGAUCCAGCACAUACAAAAUGAAUGCGGUAUGGAUUCGGGUAAUGAUGGUAAAGUUGGCCUCCUGCAGCAGUGUUCAUCGAGCGGCGGAGAGGAGGAAGAAGAUGAGUACUACGAUGCAGCGGCGGCAGGGGGUGCUGAUCAGCCGACAACCCCAAUCACGACGGCGACGACUUUCUCGAACACCAUUAACCAGCAGCAGCAACAAAACUUGCUUUUGGUCUCGCCUUCAUCAUCAUCCUCCACUUCCCUACAGCAGCUCCAGGGCCAGUUUCUGGCCCAGUCACCGCCGGCUCUGUCUCUGUUCGAUCCCCAAGAUGACGGCGACGAUGAAGAUGAUGGCAAUAACUUUCCCCAAUCUCUCAAUUCCCACUUUCAUAAUCAUCAUAACAAUGACGCCGUGGGUGGUGGUGGUCUUGUUUGGCCGCCGCCGCCUUUGGGGUUGUUAAGAUCCGAUCAAUCGCCUCCUCUGUUGUUUGGUGGGGCGUCACAUCAUCAUCAGCACCAAGUGCUUGCUGAGAUGGCCAACAAUAAUCACAAUCAGAAUUUUGUCGCUCUGGGUCGUGGCGGGCCCGGUGAUUUAUCAUCUCCGCCGCAGCCGCAGCCGGCGGCGAAGAAGAGCAAUCCAAAGAAACGGAGCAGGGCUUCCAGGAGAGCGCCGACUACCGUACUCACUACGGACACCUCCAAUUUCCGGCAGAUGGUUCAGGAGUUCACAGGCAUACCCGCCGGGCCGUUCUCCGGCAGCGCCGGCGGGCUUUACUCUCGUCGCUUGGAUCUGUUUUCCGGCACGGCGAGGUUGUCGGCGUCGAUGACGACACCGGGAGGCAGAGCAAGGAGAGAAGAAGGAAUAUCUCCCACCAACAACCCUUUGAUGCGGCGGCCCUCGUUAUCCCAACAGCAGAAUGUAGGAGUCGAUAUGACGGCGGCGGCGUUCAUGCGACGGAAGCGACCUUCUCCUUCCAACACAAAUCUUGACGACGACGACGACGAGCUCAGGCCACCUCUGGGGCGGGAAAUUAAUGCGGGGGAAGAAGACCAAAUUGUACUGGCAUUCCAGCAGCCGCCCUUCUCUUACCGUAAUCAAUCUCCUUCUGGUCUGCUCAAUAAAAACCCAGCAGCCGGGAGCGGAGAUCAGAACGACGAUGAACGGGUUUUCGGGUCGAUAUCAUCUCCUCCGGCGGCCGGAGACUAGGAUUAUUUUUUAGAGUUUUUAUGUUUCCGGUCAGCACAGAUACAUGAUGGCCCACUGGCCCGGUGAUCGUGCGAUUAAAGUGCCACGUACUCUAUGCUGCUGCAGUGGUUUUGAUUUGACGUGUCGCCUUCAUUAACGAUUAGGCUUUAAUACGUGUUUAGUCCCUCCAAAUAUUACAAUCUUUGUUUAUCUUUUUUAUCCCUCUAAUAUCCACUAUUUUGAUUUUAGUCCCUCUAUAUUCCAAAACCUCUUUACUUUAGAAAAAAUUAUUGUGAG